AUGAGUUAUCCACCACCAUCUGGGGGCUUUCCCAUGUAUGGGCCUCCUCCUGUACCAGGGGGAGGAUCCCAGUAUCCAGCCCCUGGAGGACCACCACUAGGAUUUGACAGCUACGCCAGCCAACCUUCAUAUGUAGGUGCCACUCCUGGGGUAAGUGUAAUAGUUUUAAUUUGCCUGGCUAUUAAGUCAUCUCUCUUUCGGCUGUGACUGAAAAUUCAGAUAGGAAAGGUCUUUCUAUGUCCUUUACCAGGACUGCCAUUAAGUUUUGAACAUGAAAUAUUUUAGCUGUAGCAUCCUAAAACACAGCCAACGAACAUGUAACCAAAGGUCCAAAGGGCCUGAGUGUCUAGGGGGGUGGGCCUCAAACAUGGCAACAUUCAAUGUUGGUAGGCUUGCAGCACCUUUAUUAAAAUUGGUGUUGUUAUUAAUACAUUGGUCUUUGGCUCUCUUAAUACCUCUUAAACAAGCCAAAGUAUUAUGAAUUACUUGUUUGUUUUUGCGUAGUAAAAUCAUUUGUUAAGACCUUAAGUGACUGAACAGUCCAUGCAUUUUGCCCACCACAGUACCCACCUGGUCCAGCUAUGCCCAUGCCCACCCCUGAGGGCUCUUCUAUGUAUCCUGGAAUGCCAGGUCAAAUGCCAACAGCAAUGCCUCCCCCUAUGCCAUCAGGUAAGUUGAAAUGUAUUUCAAUAGUAUACUGUCUAGUAGGUACACUGUAAUUAACAAUAAUUGAAAAAGGCUGAGUAUGAUUUAGAGAAUUUUGUGGAGGUCGAGGAAGUGGAUGACACCCUCCUAGAUCGGUGUAAUUCUUCAGAUCAUAUGAAAGCUGUAUCCAAUGAUUUAUUGUUUUGUUAAAAAAUUUAUUCAAAAUAAUUCCUAGAGGACUUCUGACUGUCUUGCAUUGCUCAAAACACCUUUGCUUGUAAGCUCCCAGCUUAAGUAAUGCAACUUGGCAGCAAAUGAACUGCCAUACUGGUGACUGAGAUCAUGUGCUUUAAUUUAUAACUGUAAUGUAUAGAUGUUUAAAUGACCGGAUGCAUGCUUUAUGGAAUUAUUGAGUUACAAAAUUUUUCUGACUUCAUGGUGCAGUUGAAUGUCUUAUUUUUUUAAAUUUGUAAUAAAUUAAUAAAACAAUAGGUAUGCCAAUGCCCUCUCCUAAUGCUGGGAUGCCUGCACCACCACAUGCUGCUGGUCCUUAUGGGGCCCCUCCUUCCAUGCCACAGCCUGGCAUGGGCUAUCCAUCUACUGGACAUUUAUCAUUUGGGGUGAGCUUAACAUUUAUCUUAAAAGGAUGUAGCGUGUAGAGCAAAUAUGCAACUUUGGUGAAAGAUAGAGAAGCAAUGAUUAAUGUACAAAUUGUUCAUUGGUAAAAGUGAGACAACAUUUUUUUUUCACUUCUAUGUUUAAGCUAUAUAGACCAUAGUAAGUAUUAUGAUUAGUGUUUGCUACAUGGCUACAAAAAUGAAUACUGUCAAGAAUUAGGUAAUUAUUUGAAUGACAAGGUAACUUCAAAUUUCACCAGUAUUCAUGCAUAGAAUGCAGGACCAAAUGACUAUUUUAUACCUUACUCACCCGACAUUAGACCAGUUUAUAACGAGAGUAUAAAAUUCAUAUAAAAGUUGAACCUGACUGAACAGGGUGUACAUGUUCUAAGUAUUACUUUACAAUGUACUCACUAUUUAUCCUCUCAUCGGCUAUAAGAACCUACAGUUAAUUUUGGAAAUCUGGGCAACCUACAGAUUAGUUAGUCAUCUGCUGGCAGAAGUGACUAAUCUGUAGGUUGGGUGUGCAAUGCAUAAUUUCCAAGAGCAAUCAAUCUGUGUUCCAUGCGAUGGUUUGUUUGUUGUCAUUUUCUUUAAAACAAACUACAAAUAAAACAAUAUUGUUAGAUAUGUUUUUUUGUUGAUACCAGGAAUAAUUAAGGUCUCAGUACCGGAUAAGUGUUAUCAGCCUCAGCCUUCAGCCUGGCUGAUAACACUGUUUUUAUUAAAAUACCUUGGUCUUGACAUUUUGGAUAUCACAGUGGAAACCUCAUCCGACAAUCAUGUAAAAUCCAUUGUUAUAUUAAACCAGUAUUCAACCUAGUUUGAUUUAAAAUUCCCUUUUAUUUUCUAUCCUUAAUUAAUCAUAGGAGACAAAUGGAAUUCUGCUUUAAUCCUUUCCCUGUACAGCAUACAUGUUACAGGUCAAAAUAAUAUUAAAAUCAUGUUAAAAUUUUUUAACCUAGGUUGUCAUUUCCUUUGUCUUCUAGCCCUUUAAAUUCAUGAAUAAUUAGUGCUAGGAGACAAAGGUUAAAUUGAGAAUCAAUUUGGGUUAAACAGUUUGAACCUGAAUUAAUAAUUUUGACCCGUAACAUACCCACCUUACAUAUUUUGGUUAAGAUGUGCACUUAUUUUAAAAUAGCUCAGUUUAUCUUGAAAUGUUUUAGGGUGCAGCAAUGGCCACUGCUUCAUUUCCAAGCCACUACAGGAGUCAAGUUGGUCCACCUCAACCUCAGCCUAACUUGUCCAUGGUUAGCUAUUGGUUUUUCACUUUGGUCAAACCUUCAGUCUGUGACAUUUUCUUUCUUUGUUCAAUUAAUGGUCUUUCCUUCCCUAAAUCCGCUUAAAGCGAGGAAGCUUAAGAUUGCUUGCAUGCUACAUACUUUCAAUCUGUUUCAGUAGUACUGCAGAAGAAUUCUCACCAAAGAUGCAUCUCUCCUGAACCCAACAAAUAAAUUGACAGUGGAACAGCAAAGAUAGUGGCUGGAAAAAUCAUUAUUGUAUUAAACAAAACAGUUUAAUGGUUUUGCAGGCGCAUUAUGCUUACUGGUACACUAUUUUCUAUGUCAUUCUCUGCUAAUUUUCAGGUUUUGCAGAGAAUGUGAAGACAUGACAGUUACUUUUACUUAUUUUCCUCUAUGAACCUUAAAUAUCUUCAGGGACUGGACCUGAGCUCAAUACUGAAGAUAGACAAACAAACAAAUUGGAACUGUCUUAAAUUAUCUAAAAGAGCUUAGAUGUCUACAAUGAAAUAGCAGAAGCCAUAUCUUGGUCAGAAAGGAAUGACUUGUAAGUGUUUUAUGCUGCAGGAAAUAGUACAGUUAUGUACUACUGACUUAAGACGUUCUGUCACGUCCUUUGUAGGCUCCACCUCCGAGUGCUCCCCGCUCUGCUGGCAUGCCAUCUUCCCAUCCUCCACCCCCUGCAGCAGCAUCAUCUUACUCAACCUCAUCCUCAUACAUGUCAUCAUCAUCAUCGUACUCGUCACACUCUACAUCCACCACCAAGUCUGGAUCAAGCCAUCAGGUACAAAUUUAAUGAUCAUUUAAUUAGUUAAUGGCAAUUAAGUUGUAUCAGAAUCGCCUCAUGUAAGGUGAUCUAGAGUCUGGAAUUGGAGAAAACUGUGCUUGUAGAAUCCAGAUUCUGAAAAAAUUUAUGCUUGUGGAAUCCGGAUUCCUAAGCUUUGGAAUCUGUAAUUCAAUGCAGCUCAAGGAAUCCAGAACUCUGCUAAUGAAUAGAAACCGGAAUCCUUCUAAUGAUUAGAAUCCGGCAGAAAACCGAUCAAUCUAUCAAUCUAUCAUCUUGAUUUAACGAGUCCAAAACAUGUUAACUCAUGGCUAGUUAGAGAGUUGUUAUUUAAAGCAUGGCCCAAAACCGAAAUCAAAACCUGUGCCAUUGUGUGUGUCUCUAUGUAUAGAAAGGUUUAUGUUUCACAAUUUUGUCUAAUGUUUGUGCGAUCGGCGUUUCCAGUUAACCUAACUAAAUUUUUUUCUUUUUCAGUCUUCAACCAAGCGAGCAUCUGUCAAAGUUCGCGAAACAACUUUUGAUGCGCAGAAGGACGCUGAAGUGUUAAGGAAAGCUAUGAAGGGAUUAGGUAUAAAACGCAAAAAUGUCCUCUAAAGUCUCUUUAUGGACUCUUAUGCCCCUCUUUUCCCCAACCUCCUUCACCCCUGGGACUUGCUUAUAUGGUCACAUGGCUGAUUCACACUAAAACACGUUUGAAAAUAAUUAACUUAUGCACACCUCAAUCAACCUGGACCGCGUCCCUUAUACCGCUUGUGACGUCAUCAUUAUUAUACAUCGUUGAAACUCGACUUGUGCAGGAAGAAGAGAUUUUUCGAACCAUACCCAAAUGAGUGCGAUUCAGUCAAAGAGGCGAGAGAAAAACGCAAAAAAAUUAUGUAAUUUGGAACAGAUGAUUCUGCGAGGAAAAUCUCGUUUUUUGCAGUACCCACCAGUACACUUCCUUCCAAAUAAUUUCGGGUCCUCGCGGGGUUUGGGGUUUCGUGAAAACGCUUCCCAACCUAAUAAAACAUGGACCUGGAUUGAAGAUUUACGUUUCUGGUGUGUACGACUAUGAGAUCGCCUCAUUCUCCUACUCGCAGAGCAAAAUGUAUAUAUGUGCAAAAGAAAUGCAUGUGAGAAGAAUGAUAUUCGGCUAUCAAAGAAGUUUUCGUAGAUAAUUAUGCUCCUUUUUAUCCGUUCUGUAGGAUGUGAUUCCAAAGCUAUUACUACGUUGCUUUGUUCGCGAACAAAUAGCCAGAGACAACGGAUUGAGUUAGAAUACAAGACAAUGUAUGGCAGGGUAAGCCUUGAUGCUUUCCAUCUUGUUAUGUUAGUGCGCGAUGUUUCAGCAUUAGGUAGCUGUUUGUUGGCUAAGAAUUAUCCACUCAAAAUCCAAAUUGAUCGCAUUAAGUUCCCCCCUUGACAUGUGGAUGUUUAGUUGAUGUUCAAAAGAAUGAAGCACCUGGCAACACAAGAUAAAUUUAGUUGAUAACACAAGAGCAUUUUUCACCCAUAACUUGAGCUACAUGUCGUUCUAAUGGAAGUUAAGAAGACGACGUACUGACGACGUUAUUUUGCGCUACAAAACAGAAGAACACGCACAAUAUGCUAGCGAUCACUUGGUUUUAAAUCGGUUUGACAGCUUAGCUAGAAAAGCGAAAAAAGCCUGUCGCUCGAAACGGACAAGACGGAAACGUUGAACAAUGUGAUCAUUACUGGUGGUUUUGUGUGUUUAUGAUUAUUCUGAUUAUUUUUGGAAUUGUCAUUUACUGGAUAAACAAGACUGGAUAAACUGGGCAACUCAUUUUCAAGAUUGGGGGCCAAAGUAUGGAAUUGCAUACCUUCUAGGAUUAGAAAUCUCCCAAAAGAAAGCUUUAAAAAAGAAAAUACAUGACUGCUUGCUUCAAAUCAAAACAAACGACUAUCCUGAUAUGCCUACCUUAUUAGGACAAAUGCAACAUAUUCAAAAUCGUCCGUAAUUCACCGACUUGUUAUCUUUGUACUGAUCAUCUUAAUAGUGUACUUAUAAGCUUCUGACUUAUUUUCUGUAUUCCAGCUAAUCUUAGCUUUGCUUUUAACGUAACCUUUCUUCUUUUCCUCACCUCUUGUACAACUUAAUUUAAGCUUAAAUACCUUUUUUUGACCUGUUGAUUUAAUAUAAUACCAUUUGGAGUGUGUAUUUUGUUUUAUAUAGUCAUUGUCCACCUAGGCUAGCCUUUGCAAUUUGUGGGCAGUAAGAAAAUAACUGAAAUUGUAAAUAUCUGAAUAAACUCUUAGAUGAAAUGAAUAAAUGAAAUGAGUACUCAGCAUUUCACGGCAAGUUUCCACAUAGUCUUAGCAGUGCUGACUGUUAGUAAUUUUGUCACCCUGUAGGACCUUUUGAAGGAUCUUAAAUAUGAACUGGGUGGUCAUUUUGAGGACAUUGUUCUUGCUCUUAUGAUGCCUCCCGCGGAUUACGAUGCUACUUCACUGAGAAAAGCCAUCAAGGUAAGUACAAGGUAUAUCGAGUUUCGCUAGAAGGGAGGGUGGUCUUGUAAGGGAGGAGUGGGUGGAAUAAGUGCAAUGAACCAAAUCCUGCACUGUGAAAACCAAGGGCCUAUCCCCCUAUCCUGGCUUACAGGAUAGCAGGAUAGCCCUGCUUGGGAUAUUGGGGGCCAACAAGGUUUCUUACGAAUCCAAUUCGUGUAGUUCAUUUUACAUGCAUGAAUUUGGUUAACUAAGUCAUCCCGUAGAUACUUAAAAGCUGCCCAUUCGUUCGUUAGUUACAUGUUGGCUUCUUUCUUUCGCUGCUGAUCUGUAACUUUGCAUGUAACUAGCGCCUUUGAAAUCUUGGGAGAGGGCUUUUUUAACUGGCCUUCUUUUUAUACCCUUCUUUUGCUUGUUCACUCCCUUAAACUGAAUUAAACACUGGCAGCAUACUGCCCCUCACAAUUCAUUCAAUUCGCUUCCGUGUGUUUUUUCAGGGUCUCGGAACAGAUGAAGGCGUUUUGAUUGAGAUUCUGUGCACAAGAAGUAAUUCAGAGGUCACUGCAAUANAUUUCACGACAAGUUUCCACAUAGUCUUAGCAGUGCUGACUGUUAGUAAUUUUGCCACCCUGUAGGACCUUUUGAAGGAUCUUAAAUAUGAACUGGGUGGUCAUUUUGAGGACAUUGUUCUUGCUCUUAUGAUGCCUCCCGCGGAUUACGAUGCUACUUCACUGAGAAAAGCCAUCAAGGUAAGUACAAGGUAUAUCGAGUUUCGCUAGAAGGGAGGGUGGUCUUGUAAGGGAGGAGUGGGUGGAAUAAGGACAAUGAACCAAAUCCUGCACUGUGAGAACCAAGGGCCUAUCCCCCUAUCCUGGCUUACAGGAUAGCAGGAUAGCCCUGCUUGGGAUUUUGGGGGCCAAUAAGGUUUCUUACGAAUCCAAUUCGUGUAGUUCAUUUUACAUGCAUGAAUUUGGUUAACUAAGUCAUCCCGUAGAUACUUAAAAGCUGCCGAUUCGUCCGUUAGUUACAUGUUGGCUUCUUUCUUUCGCUGCUGAUCUGUAACUUUGCAUGUAACUAGCGCCUUUGAAAUCUUGGGAGAGGGCUUUUUUAACUGGCCUUCUUUUUAUACCCUUCUUUUGCUUGUUCACUCCCUUAAACUGAAUUAAACACUGGCAGCAUACUGCCCCUCACAAUUCAUUCAAUUCGCUUCCGUGUGUUUUUUCAGGGUCUCGGAACAGAUGAAGGCGUUUUGAUUGAGAUUCUGUGCACAAGAAGUAAUUCAGAGGUCACUGCAAUAAAACAUUCCUAUCAAAAGCGUGAGUUGGCGAAAUAGUUGACAGCUAUUUCAAUUUUAAGGCCUCAAGCUAAAGCGAUAUGGCUACAAGGUCGCGUGGGUAGUUUCUUUGUAAUCCUGUCGUAACUUGUCAGUGCUAUAGAAUGGUAUGAAACAUCACUAGAGUUUACCUUUACGAUUUCACGCCGGAUGGCAGAGGUGGCUAAAUGUUUGUGAAAUUAUUACCUAUAAUAUCUCUAUGCUUUCUCAGUCGUGGUCGUCGUGGGAUAGGCUUUUCGUCCAACACCGUUAAUUAAAAUAGCGGUAUUUGAAGUAUUUAAAUUAGACCUUAUUGAAGUUGUGAUCAUCUCAACGAAGUGAGAAGAUAUAAUCUUAGUCACAGCAAGCAAGUUCUUGCCAAUUUAUUAAAGAUCGCGGUUGGUGAUUCAGGUGGGGUUUUGAACUUGUGAAGCUAGUCUUGACUAACACCAAGCUCACUCAUUUACCCUAGUUACACCUUUCCCUUAAUACUUUCUCUGGCUAAUGAAAACAUAUGCAUUUUUUGGCAUGUCUCAAGUGUUCAGCCGAGACUUGGAAAAGGAUGUUGCAGGAGACACUUCUGGUUAUUUCAAGAAAUUCCUCACUUCACUUCUUCAGGUAAAAUUCAUAGUCAUAGUCAGAACAAGUUCACAAGAAUCCGCGGGCCAGGCGAUAGAAUUUUCUCUUUGUGAAAGAUUUUCUUUUCAUUUUAUUUCCCUACUUUUACUACAAAGAAGAUCAUAGAUAAAAUUCUUGUAAAAGUUCGGUCAAUAUACAAAGAUUUCAUGAAGACCCGUUUACAAUAUUAAAGGAGAAGAGACGAGAGGGGAGGGGACGGGAGAAGGGGAGUGGAAGGGAGAGGGGUGGGGAGGUGAGCGGGUGUGACUACUCUGUCCAAGUAAUGAGUUAAGAUCCGUUUACCCAUGCCCAAUUUUUUAGCACCUAGUAUGCGCAAACCUUCGUUUAUAUGUUUUCCAGGUGCUGAUCCGCACCAAGCUGUUUCGUGUUCUUUUAUUCCUACAGGCCUACAGAGACGAAAACCAGUCUGUUGAUUUUGCUAAAGCUCAGGCAGAUGCGAAGGUGCGUUGCAGAAGUUUCUUUUAUUAGAAUAAAGUUAUUAAAAAACUUGAAGAUUUCUUGACGCUUUUUACUUUCCUGAGUAAAAGAUAAAUAGUAGUUGUAGUUAAUUAGAACUCUAUAAGAAUGUUUACUUGCCUUUCGGAUCGUGGGGGUUCGGAAUUACUAGCUUUUAACAGAAGGAUAAAACUAAAAAACCUGCAAAAACCUCUCGGAGCAAAGAAGGAAGCCAUCAACAAACUCGAACCCCAUAUAAACAGCGGGCUAAAUCGAACCCGGGCCUUCAAGCUUUAUCAUUAGCCCUGCCGGACUUAACAGGAACACCAUAACAACGUGGACCAGUUACAGUUGGCCAAUUAUCGGUUUAAAUAUAUGAUAUCGGUCGGUUAAAAAACUGGAACCUGGACUAAUCCUUUUCCUUGUAGAAACCAGUGAGGAUGGGAAUUUUGUUGCCAAACGUAGAGCGAUGCUUUGAAAAGCGUCCUCUGGCAGGUUAAGCUUACUGUUGUCAAAUAUCAACUUGUGUGUAGGCGCUAUACCAAGCAGGAGAAGCAAGAUGGGGAACAGACGAAUCAAAGUGAGUUUUAUAAGUGUAAAGAUUAAGCGGUCGUUGAGAAAACUACAGAACCAAAUAUUUACUAGUAAAACUCAUGAACUAAAAAAUCUACGUAUAGGUUUACUUAUCCUAGGAGUGCUUAAUGCAUAAAAAUUUGCAGAGCGAAAUACAAAUGAAAAGGAUGGAAGAUUAUGGAGUUGUAACUCGGAGUUUCACGCACUACUGUAGUUUUCGAUCAUCAGACUAAAAAUUCUGAAAACAGAUUUCGGUUUUAAGUUGGAAAUUUGAAAUUCAUGGACGGUUGGAGUGGCGCGUUCUGUGACUGGUUGCGAAGAACUUGUUCUCGUGACAACACUUGGUUUCCAGCUCGGAUCGUUGAUUUAUAUAUUUUUUUGGCAUACAACUGCAAUCUUUUAUUUUUUAGGUUUAAUAUCAUCCUUGUCUCACGAAGUUUUUCCCAGCUAAAAGCAACCUUCGAUGAAUACGCCAAGGUGAGUGAUGACUUUUCAUUCUUCGAUUCAACAAAACUUUGAAUCAAUACUUCUCGUUAUAACGCUCUGCAGCCUAACGGUUUAUUUUCUUACAUGAGGGAAUUUUGUAUAGUUUCCUUUAAUCCUCCGUUUUAUGUGUUUUAAAAAAAAUUAGAAGGGGUAAAGUGAUCAUUUUACUUGAGUUGAGCUAGGCUCUUUGUCCACUCUGUCAAUAAGGAAUAGUCGUGAACCAUCUUGUAAGUGCAACCUUCCAGUUGUGAUUUUCCCGCUCUCCUGGUGACAGAUGAAACAGGACACGCUAUUUGCUAUCUUUUUAAAAAGCUUAAAUGUGCCUUCGGAUCAACUAAAUUCCAAAAAUAAUUGUUAGUUUUGUUAUUUAAGACUAUAUUUAGGCACUGAAACUGUUUCCUGUCGUCUGUUGUUAGAGAUGGCAAGGAUGGAAAUGGAUUGAAACGUGAAAAAGUUGGUUCAAGUUUUAAUGUCAUGACUGCAGAAAUCACCCAAAAGAAUACUAUGGUUUUUGCUGUAUUGAAAUUUGUUUCAGAUCUUUAAAACUCUACAGGAGCAUUUUGUGUAUUGGUUAAUGCACCAAGUGCUGACUUAAGCACAGAAUUGGCCAAGAACAGUAGUAUCCUCGUGACAUGGCGCUUUUAAAGCCGUGGAUAGUGCUACUUCAGUUCUGUAUGUACUGUAUGUAUUCAUGUUUCUUUUCAGAUUUCUAAAUAUGACAUUGAAGAGUCAAUAAAGAGGGAGAUGUCUGGUGACUUAAGAGAUGGAAUGACUGCUAUAGGUAACACUGAAGAAAUGAUGAUUAGAGUGCUUGCGUUAUUCAAGGAUAAUUUUUUAAGGCCAUAUCUUCAGUUUAUUACCCUCUCCACUGACAUCAGUUUUUUUUUUCGCCGCAGGCUGGGUCAAAAUAUGGUUAAUAAACUAACAUUGGUGUAUGUCAUUCCAGUAGACGUGCACCGUUCUAUGCCUCUUAUUUCACUGGUCCCCUUUAAUCUGCACUUCCAUUGUUUUCAGGGAUAGAGGCGUUGUUAUGUGACAAUCCCUAUUGUUUUCCUAGCUAACCAAAAUCAAUCUUUCAAAUAGGUGCAGGAUCGCCCUAUCAUUCUCGUCAUCCUUAAUUUUCUGUUUUUCAUUUCAGUUCGGAUUGUGAGGAAUUCGCCUGCAUUCUUUGCUGAGAAGCUGUACAAGAGCAUGAAGGUGGGUAAACGAUUUUCUUCGUGAAGUCUUCGCGAAAGCGAACUCGGCCCAAUUUCCUUCUCCUUUCCUAAUUGGCGGAUACAAACGGGAGAACUGGGACUCAGGGAGCUAAUGCGACGAAUCUGUUUUAAAAUAUUUGCCUUUGAAACGAUUUCGUCCCACGAAUUUCGACUUCUAGCUAGUACACCUAUCUUUCGUCUUGUUUAGGGUCUUGGAACAGAUGAUGCCACCCUUAUACGAAUCAUUGUGACGCGAUCAGAGGUGGAUCUGCUGGACAUUAAGGACGAGUUUGCCAAGUUAUAUCAUUGCUCACUGGCUAAGUUUAUAUCGGUACGAGUCAUAUAAAUGUGUUUAAUAUUUUUAUCUUACAAAGGUACUAGGUCUUGGGUAAUCCCAAGUAAGGCUUCCGGAGAUGAAUCCUGUUCAUUUUAAGCGAGUGUACUCGAUGUCCUACUCAGACGUUCCGUCACUAGGUGUUUCCAAGGGUCUCUUUCUUUUAGCCGUUUGGAAACAAGGUUGGCUGGGUCUUGAAUGUCAUUAUCGUUUUUCUCUUAUAAUUAAGUAGCUCCUAACCUCGAAUUGUGCUGUUGCCAAAGUAGUGACGAUGUAACAAACAAGGGAUAUUUCCGACUUUCACGCAAGUCGAGAAAAACUGACGUCUGUUUUUAAGUUUAUCCAAAGUUAUACCUGAAUGCAACCCUAUUUUAAAUCCUUUCUAAUUUUGUGUACCCCUCCCUCCUUCAGCAGUGUAAAGCGUUGCUUUCAAUUGAUACUUCAGUCACGUCAAUCCUAUCUGGACUUGAAGGAAACUGCUGAAUUAGCUCUGACUUGCUUCGCCUAUUGCCUCAAACUUUACCUUCUUUUUCAAAGUUCUGAUGCUUUUUAUAUGAGUAAAGAUAUCUUUGAACUCAAAAAGGUCUCAUAGAGGAAGUGAAACACCUACAUUUAAGUUUUAUUUGGAGUGACGAAGAGUUCGCGUUCGAAAUGCCAGCCUUUGAAUCUCUCUAGAAGUUUGAACUGCAACUCCUACCCAAGUAAAUAUUUUUCUUUCCUUUUUUCAGGACGAUACACGAGGAAAUUACAAGAAAAUUCUCCUUCAGUUAAUAAGUGAACAGAANUUCGCGUUCGAAAUGCCAGCCUUUGAAUCUCUCUAGAAGUUUGAACUGCAACUCCUACCCAAGUAAAUAUUUUUCUUUCCUUUUUUCAGGACGAUACACGAGGAAAUUACAAGAAAAUUCUCCUUCAGUUAAUAAGUGAACAGAAGUAGACUUUAGCUUAAUGCUUUUGCAAAAGCUUGUUGUCCUUUUCAUCAUCGGCAUUAUUAUGGGUUAGUUUUAAAUGAAUACGCGCUGUUUCCUUGAUCAUGUGAGAAAUGUUAAUUUAAGUCAUUAGUAUUACAUUCACCGAGAUUGUUACCAUAUAGGGUGAACUUUCUA
Molecule: messenger RNA, 11810 nt
Organism: Porites evermanni
Lineage: Eukaryota; Metazoa; Cnidaria; Anthozoa; Scleractinia; Poritidae
Source: the annotation of a GenBank genome assembly